Messenger RNA from Tympanuchus pallidicinctus (lesser prairie-chicken), 2081 nucleotides. RefSeq names its product apolipoprotein B mRNA editing enzyme catalytic subunit 2 (gene APOBEC2). Gene Ontology annotation, cellular component: nucleus; cytoplasm. The transcript has 2 exons. NCBI's taxonomy places the organism in Eukaryota, Metazoa, Chordata, Aves, Galliformes, Phasianidae. Gene Ontology annotation, biological process: cytidine to uridine editing. The record is from RefSeq and is a predicted model, not a curated record. Gene Ontology annotation, molecular function: RNA binding; cytidine deaminase activity. Bases 249 to 917 code for a protein of 222 amino acids.
UAAAUUAAAAAGGAGCGCGGGGGAUCGUUAAAAAGACGUAGCAAAAGCUGGGGAGGGAAAGCUGAGAGCCUGGGACACCCAACCCCAUCCAGCCUCUAUCGCUGCUUUGUUCCAUAUUUAGCCCCCGACAACUGCCUCCAGCGCAGGGACUCCCAGCUCUGUUUUUCCCUGCCCCCUGCACUCCCUGAGCUCUCCAAAAUUGCUCUUUUUCCCGGUGGCUGUAACUGACUGCCCCCACAGCCGAGGAGAUGGCAGAAAAGCAGGAGGAGCCCAGCAACACCCAGAAUGGUGAACCCGACAACGCAGAGGAGGGCGAGGGGAAAAAGAAGAAGAAGGUGAAGAGGGAAGACCUGCCUCCGUUUGAAAUCGUGACAGGGGAACGCCUCCCAGCCAUAUUUUUCAAGUUCCAGUUCAGGAACGUGGAAUACAGCUCAGGCAGGAACAAAACCUUCCUGUGCUACGUUGUAGAGACCCAAGGCAAAGAGUCGACGACUUCCCGGGGUUACCUGGAAGAUGAGCACGCAGCCUCCCAUGCAGAAAUCGCUUUCUUUAACACCAUUUUGCCAAAGUGUGAAUCGAGCCUCCGCUACAACAUCACCUGGUACGUCUCCUCCAGCCCCUGCGUGGCCUGCGCCGAUCGGAUCAGCGAGACCCUGAGGAAGAACAAGAACCUGCGCCUUACCAUCAUGGUGGGACGCCUCUUCAUGUGGGAGGAGCCAGACAUGCAGGCUGCCCUGAAAAAAAUGAAGUCUGCUGGCUGCAAGCUGAGGAUCAUGAAGCCUCAAGACUUUGAGUACGUCUGGCAGAACUUUGUGGAACAGGAAGAAGGAGAGGAAGCAAAGGCUUUCGUGCCAUGGGAGGACAUUCAAGAGAACUUCCAGUACUACGAGGAGAAGUUGGCUGAGAUUCUGCAGUGAAGCUCACGUGAGUGAGGACUUCUGUUUGCUCACCUGGCUCCCUGUAUUACUACUAGACUUGUCUUUUUCUUCAGGUUGUUAAAAACACAGCAUGCAAUCAUUUUCAUUUACUAUUCCCUCUGUGCCCAGCUGCACCUGGCAGUACCUGAAUAUUAUCCUAGGCAGCACCUUCCCCCUCUAGAGGCAGAAAGGACACAAUUGUCUCCUUCACAGCAGAUGCUGAAGGGACUUAGAGAUAUUUUUUCCCUCGCAGUGAACACCUCCCAGGGGAAAAAGAAUUACAAGGUAGGAUCGCUAGAUGGAACAAGAGUACCUCACUAUUCCCUGCAUGUAUGAUAUUCAGAACACAUGUGAAAGAAACCAAAGAACAUACAGAAAAAUGGAGCUUCCCCCCACACCCAGAACAAAAACCAAAGCAACAACACACCACUAAAAGCAACCAGUUGUGACAGCAUGCUCCUUUUUAUGGGGUGCAGAAGACUCGCCUAUUUAAGCAGUAAAACACAAAAGCAUUUGAAGCUUGUAACAUGUUCCUCUCCCUUCCCUCCAGGCCCAUCUCAGGAAAGAUCCACACAGAGACACAACUGACUUGGACACUGGGACACCCCUGCCUCCCAGAGCUUUGAAUCCAGCAGAUGCAGUGCCAGCUUCUGGAAUUUUAGGCCCUAAUGGAUGACAAAUAUGCAUACAACAGAUAUUCAGCGUUCGGAAUCUGAUGGUACUUUGUUUUGUUGUUCUUCUCCACUCACCCCACUCCCCCUGAAACAAAACGGUGUUGUCACUGCUGCCAGGAACAGGCACUGAGCUGUGUGGUUAAAGCCUUGAAUGAAAUGCAUUGCAGUGGAGCAACAGGAAUGAGCGUAGGCCUCACAUACCAGGAUUACUUGGAGAUAAAAGACUGCAGAACAAAGCUGCCGAUGUGAUAAAACUUACUGACAAACAGCAUGCUUCAUCAGCAUCAAAAAGAUAAAUAAAGUUCUAUUCCUCUGUCCUCCUCAAUGUACCUGAAAUUUAAGUUACACUUAAUUUCUUAAUUCUACAGUUAUGGUAGAGCCCUAAAUACUUGAUUUUGAAUGCAUCAGAUACAAUUUUCCCCUUGUUCAGUAUGUCUGUGAUAUAAACCUGGGCUAAGCAAAUGAAAUAAAAUUGGAGCCUGCUGAAAAA